AUGGAUAGAAGUAGAGAGGCUGGAGAGCAAGGGGGAUUUGCUGGUGGAGGAGUGCGGACUCACCAACCAGCCAACCCUACGCUACCCUCAACUUCUACACCAUCUCCUACAACCGUGGAUCCUGUGAAGACUUUCUCUAUUGAGAAAUUCAUGGGGGAGGACUACGAGCACUGGAGCUUCCGCAUGAGGCUGAUGUACACUCAAUACAAGCUAUUGGAUUUGGUGGAGGGGAAGGAGAAGAUGCCAGAGGCUGUGGAGCUGAAAGGAGCGUGGAUGAAGCGAUCGUUUGACGCGUACAUGCUCAUGGAGGACUUGCGGCGGCGGAGUGUGGAGCGCUCAGAGGAGGGGGCUGGCUAUGGAGUUGGAGGUGGAAAAAGUGGCUUCAAGAAGAAUUGGAAGGGCAAAAACAAGGACAACCCUAAGGAGGAUGGCGGUGGGGGUCAAGGGGAGGUGUGCUUCUACUGCAAGAAGCGCGGACAUCGUUGGCGGAAGUGCUACCAACGACCCAAGGAUUGGACCCCGCCUUCAUCAAGCAACCAGCGUGGUGGCACGGGGAGUGGGGGAAUCAUGGGAGCUAGUGGAGAGGAGAAGGAGGAGGAGAAAGGCGGCAAAUCUGAGGAGCGGAAGGCCGGGUUCUUCUUCUUCGUGAACGAAGGCGCAACCGACCUUGCUAUGGCUGCCAAGCUGCACCUUGAGGAUCUCCCUGGGUCAGAGCUGAUGAGUGACCACAGUGGCGGUGGUGAGCAGCAAGGUGCUGGUCCUGCUGCGGAGGAGGGGUUGGAGGAUGAGUCGGCACGUGUGGACUCACCAACUCAGCCCGAGCCUGGUGCAACCGCAAGGCCACCAAGAGGAGUGUGCAGAGAGGAGCUUCACCACAUGGGCAGCAGAGUGCAACCCGCAAGAAGAGAGUGGUAG
This is a messenger RNA of Closterium sp. NIES-65, 915 nucleotides long. Lineage: Eukaryota; Viridiplantae; Streptophyta; Zygnematophyceae; Desmidiales; Closteriaceae. The record is from the annotation of a GenBank genome assembly.